AGGCUCAGAUCCGGAUUCGGGACCCCGCGCAGGCGGCAGACCAUUUCUUUAGGAGUUCUUUAAAGAGGCCGGUCGAGGCUCGAAGAGUACGCGGGACAGUGAUUCUGGACACACAACUCCCCUUCCUGAAGAGCAGAACGCAGGAAGUUCCAAACGAAUGUCGCUCGUAGCGUUAUCCCGGAACCUGGAAGUUGUGAUGUUGCAUUCCCUCUGUGUUAAGGCAGGCAGUUGCAUGACAGAAGACACGUUUUUCCCGUAGUGCUUGUGGAUUCAUGUUGUAGUCCAGGAUUCUGUGUAAUUCUCACAACAGAACGUUUGGAUGAAGUUAGAGUGCAGUUUGUGAAAAGCAACAGUAUGCCGGGUGAUUUCGCUGGAUUGUUCAAGAUUAUAGAAUUAUGUCACCAGUUUCCUCAUGGAAUCACAGACCAAGUAAUUCAGAAUGAAAUGCCUCAUAUAGAAGCCCAACAGCGGGCGGUGGCCAUCAAUAGACUCUUGUCCAUGGGUCAGUUGGAUCUCUUAAGGAGUAGUACAGGCCUUUUAUACAGAAUAAAGGACUCUCAGAAUGCUGGCUCUGUCUCAUUCUUUUUAAGUAAAAUGAAAGGAUCGGAUAACCAGGAAAAGCUGGUCUAUCAGAUCAUAGAGGAUGCAGGAAAUAAAGGAAUAUGGAGCAGAGAUAUUCGAUAUAAAAGUAACUUGCCAUUAACAGAAAUCAACAAAAUUCUAAAGAAUUUGGAAAGUAAAAAACUUAUUAAAGCUGUUAAAUCUGUAGCGGCCUCCAAAAAGAAAGUGUACAUGCUGUAUAACCUGCAGCCAGACCGGUCUGUGACUGGCGGGGCCUGGUACAGUGACCAGGAUUUUGAAUCUGAAUUCGUAGAGGUGCUCAACCAACAGUGUUUUAAAUUCCUACAGUCGAAGGCAGAAACAGCCCGAGAAAGCAAACAGAACCCAAUGAUUCAGAGAAAUAGUUCCUUUGCAUCAUCACAUGAAGUGUGGAAAUACAUCUGUGAACUGGGGAUCAGUAAGGUAGAGUUGUCCAUGGAGGACAUUGAAACCAUCUUGAACACCCUUAUUUAUGAUGGGAAAGUGGAGAUGACUAUCAUUGCUGCCAAAGAAGGCACAGUUGGCAGCGUAGACGGACACAUGAAACUGUACAGGGCAGUCAGUCCGAUCAUCCCACCCACAGGCUUGGUGAGGGCGCCCUGCGGACUCUGUCCGGUCUUUGAUGACUGCCAUGAAGGUGGUGAGAUUUCACCUUCUAACUGUAUUUACAUGACAGAGUGGCUUGAAUUUUAAUAAAGGGCUCUGAACUUCACUGACAUUUUGCAAAUGAUGUUACUUCAAGAGCAACUAAUUGAAUUCAUAACAGAACUUCAAAUUUCCUUGAAAACAUACUUCACAUUAACAGAAACAGACUUGCUGCUGUGAAGGCUUUUGUCUUUACCUUACGAAGACUAAAUGUGUCCUGUAGAAUAGCCACAGAAAAUGGGACAGGCCAGGCUCUGGAAAAGCCCGCUCCAGCUCUGGGGGGGUCCCAGCCUUUGACACUCACAAGACUUUGGAAGACUCAGAGAAAGAAGCCAAAAGCUUAUCAAGCAUUGUGGUAAUGGCUGGAGCAAAAAAGUGUUUAAGUCUAAUAUGUCCGAUUCAUUUCUGCCUGUAGGGAUUGAAAUGUAAGAGAUAUAAACAAGAAUACUGACAAGUAUCACCACGCCCACUUUUGGGGCCCACAUAGCAUGCAGUACCAGGGAUCAAACUUCAGACUUUGUGCUUGCCAGGCAGGUACUUAUGCCACCGAGCUAUCUCUCCAGCCCCAUUUCAGCAGUUUAGAUUCAGUCUUAUAAAAUGACAUACAGGACUAUCUUUUUUUUUUUUUUUUUUUUUUUUCAGUACCAGGUAUUGAACUCAGGACCCUGCGCUUGCCAGGCAAGCACUUAUUCUACUGAGCCAUCUCCCUGGCCCUAGGAGUAUCUUACGAAGAUACUUUGUUUUGGUACUGAGAUUGAACUUAGGACCUCAUGUUUAUCAGACAGGUGCUAUGCCAGUGAGCUAAAUCCUUGGCCCUGAAGACACUUUUUACAAAAAGGACUUAGUGCCCUGUCCUUGCCAUCCAGGGAGGCAGCUACAAGCCAGCAGGCCUGCUGAGCACCAGAGAUGGCUUGGGGAACUGAACUGAAUCUUGCACUUUUUCACUUCCUCUACCUGUGGUUACUGUGCUGGGCAGCACAGCUCAGAAAUCCUGGGGGCUUACGUUAAUUAUGGGAGGAAUGCAGACUGUCAGGAUUAAUUCUUCCUUGUGUAUUAUUUAGAUUUUUUUCCUAUAAAGAAAAAAGACAAUAAAGUAUUAUAAACAAUUAUUGUUUUAUGCAUUUAUAGUUUUUUAAAGUAACUUAAAGCAGAGAGUAAUUCAAUUACUAUUUCCACAUGAUUCAAGUAAAGUUAAAUUCUGAUUGUAAGUUUGGUCAUAUCAGUGCUAAUCAAUCUCUAAGAACAUUCUACUAGUGUAUCUAAUUUGCUUUUUACUAACUUGUCAAAUUUUAAUUACAGAAUACAUGUUUAGUGUAACAUUCACGUAAUUCCCUGGUAUAAAAGUAAAAUGAGGAUAUUUAUC
Octodon degus (degu) is the source of this 2608-nucleotide messenger RNA. RefSeq names its product RNA polymerase III subunit F (gene Polr3f). The record is from RefSeq and is a predicted model, not a curated record. Bases 355 to 1293 code for a protein of 312 amino acids. Lineage: Eukaryota; Metazoa; Chordata; Mammalia; Rodentia; Octodontidae. Gene Ontology annotation, biological process: transcription by RNA polymerase III. Gene Ontology annotation, cellular component: RNA polymerase III complex. The transcript has 10 exons.